UAAAUGUCAAAGUAUUAAGAUCAAAUAUGAGGAUAAAUAACAUAAUAAACUGAUUCAUUGAAAAUAUCUCAAUUUUUUUAAAUUUUAAACUUAGUAUAAUUUCGACUUUGACAUUCAAUAUUAAUCUCAAUACAUAAAUUACAGUGUGCAUCUUUAUAGAUAAGUGAAAAUGUCGGUAAAUAUACCAGAAUGCCCACCUAGUCUGAAGUCGAUUCAACAUUACUUAAAAACUGCUGCAGAACAUGACUCCAGAGACCCUGUUGUGGCUUACUGGUGCAGAUUACAUGCCUUACAAGUUGGGCUUAAAGUAACUGAUAAAAAGACAUCUGAAGAAACAAAAGUUUUAAUGGCAAUAAUGGACUGGUUAGAAGAAGCCAAAAAGAUUUACAAGGAUAAUGAAGCUAUUUCCAGUGAAGUUGUAGCUCAAGCACAUUUGGAAAACUAUGCCCUCAAAUUAUUCUUAUUUGCUGAUAAACAAGAUCAGGAACAAAACUACGGAAAGAAUAUUGUUAAGGCAUUUUAUACAGCUGGAGUAAUCUAUGAUGUUCUUACAACAUUCGGUGACUUGACAGAUGAAGCGACCCAAAAUCGCAAGUAUGCUCGAUGGAAGGCCGCUUAUAUUCACAACUGUCUCAAAAAUGGAGAGACUCCAGUCCCAGGUCCAAUGCAGUCGGAAAAUUCAAGCCAGGACGACGAGCAAUCUAGUAAUAACGGCAGCCAGCCUGGAACCGCUAACUCGCAGUCAUUCGGUUUCGCCAAUAUAACACCAGCCACUCCGUCGUUUCCAACUAUUCCAACGGUCCCCACGAGCUUCAACAACAGCCUGCCUGACCCCAACGCGGCGAUGCAGGCUGCUUCGCAGUUGCCCCCGGUCCCGUACACCCCUGACCCCAACCCCGGAGGUUUUGUCCCGUACGAUCCCUCGCAACAGCCACAGCCCACACCAUCGAAUACAUUUUACGGUGAUAACUCCACGAGCGUGGCGCAACUUAGUCCCGAUCAAAUAGCCAAAGCUCAGAAGUAUUGCAAGUGGGCCAGCAGUGCUCUCAACUACGAUGAUAUUAAAACGGCCAUUAUGAAUUUAAGAAAUGCGCUCGAGUUGCUGCAGACAGGUCGAGAUCCAGCUUAAAAUACAGCAUUUGGUUAUUGUAUAAUAUCCAUGUUAUACUGAUUAUUGUUACAAAAUUUAUUUAAUCUACUAUGAAGCGAUCAACUUUGCUUAAAUUAUAACGGCACAUGUAUAAGUAAACUUUUAAUAAAAAAAUAACACCAUACUAGAUAUAUAUAAAUAUUAAUGUCGCAUCAAAGCUAUCAGACGUUUUUUAACAAAAACACAACGAACGUUAAUGUCAUUUAGUACAAUUUAUAUGUAUGUCGAUGGCUUUUAAGAUUCCAUUUUGCUUUUGGUGUUUAUUUUUUGAAUAAAUAAUCGCAAGUUAAAUAUGUGCUGCUCGAAAUUCUUGAUUCAUAUCCACUUUUCAAACGUUUUUUUAAUUUUUGAAUAGAGGAUAUCCCUGAACUAUUUCUAUUGAUCACGAUAACUGGAUAUAUUUUUUGUCACCACCACGAGUAGAUAGCGUUCAUCAUAAUUAUAAUACAAUAUUGUGUCUUAUGAAUGUGUUUUAAACUUAUAUUGUGAUGAUGCAACAAGGGUAGGAUGCUCUUAACAUACUUCAUUGUAUUUAUCAAUUCUUGCAACUGAAUUGAUUCACUCAUUCCACCCAAAUAGUUUUGUAAUAUUGCACACAAUGUAUGCUGGUGACCAUAAACUUGUAUACUGAAUUUUAUUGUGUUUAAUAUAUUGAAGUAUUUUUGUAAUGUAAAAGCUUCGCUUCUCAUUGAUGCUAAACACCAUAGUCACUUUUAUUAUUAAUGUAAUAAUUUGGUAUUAAAGUUAAUUUGACUCUUAUAAUAUUACUUAUUUAUUUAUUUACUUAAAUUAAUUGUUGUAAUUAAAUUUAUAAUAAUGUAUUAUAUUAAAAGUGUUGCUAUCUACAAGCAAUUAAAUCAAGUCAACCAUAUACUACGUUUUGUAUAAUUAUUUUAUGUAAUUUUAUAGUUAUUAUUUUAAAUAUAUAUUAUAAUCAUUGCUCAGUUU
Molecule: messenger RNA, 2098 nt
Organism: Nymphalis io (European peacock)
Lineage: Eukaryota; Metazoa; Arthropoda; Insecta; Lepidoptera; Nymphalidae
Gene: Vta1
Product: vacuolar protein sorting-associated protein VTA1 homolog
Exons: 4
Coding region: 170-1129 (319 amino acids)
Biological process (GO): late endosome to vacuole transport via multivesicular body sorting pathway
Cellular component (GO): multivesicular body
Source: RefSeq, a predicted model, not a curated record